GUCUUUUUCUUCAUUUAUAACGAAAUACAGAAAAAAUAAAAAUUAAGACGACAUAAACAAAUUUUCAUAUUAAUAUAACGAAAUUUUAAGGAAUAGUUAUAAAAAUCGCGUUAACGCAAGUUAUAUACUAAAUAAAUAAUUAUUGUUUCGCAAACAAAAGUUAAAAAAAAGAAGAGGACCCGUAACAAAGAAAAGUAAAAACAAUACAAAAAGCAACAAAAAUUAACAAAAUUUGCUCAUAUCAGGGUCAAUCAACAAAAUAAUAAUAUUAUUUGGAGACCUUGCAAAAUCAAAGAAAAAAAAUUGAUAAGGUUUAAGAAGAAAUCUAAUCAUAACACUGCCACUGUCUGCCAACAGUUUUUUUUAGUUUGUUUUUCUGUUUAUCAUUAGAAAAAAAGCUAUUGAAGUCAACCUUUAACUAUGUUGGAUUUGGAAAUAGUGCCUGAAAUCUCUUUGGGAUGUGAUGCGUGGGAAUUCGUUUUGGGAAUGCAUUUCUCUCAAGCCAUUGCUAUAAUACAAUCUCAAGUGGGUAUCAUAAAAGGAGUACAAGUUUUAUACUCUGAUACCAAUCCCCUAGGAGUGGACAUUAUAAUUAAUUUACCGCAAGAUGGCUUAAGAUUGAUUUUCGAUCCUGUAAAUCAACGCUUAAAGAUAAUUGAGGUUUGCAACAUGAAAUUAGUGAAACUAAAGUAUGGCGGUGUAUAUUUCAACUCGCCCGAGGUGUUGCCCUCGAUUGAACAAAUCGAACAUUCAUUUGGUGCUACACAUCCUGGCGUAUACGAUGCUGCAAAGCAAUUGUUUGCUUUACAUUUCCGCGGUCUGAGUUUCUACUUUCCGGUGGAUAGUAAAUUGCAUGCUGGUUAUGCUCAUGGAUUGGGUUCUUUGGUAUUUUUAAGUGGGGCUUCGCCUGUCGUCUCGAAGAUGUCGCUAUAUGCUGGCAGUAAUGUAUCUGAGAAUAAAACUCCACCUUUGCCAUUGUCCUGCUAUCAUCGUCAAAUCUAUUUGGAAUCAGUCACAGUAUUACGUACAGUAUUGGGCAGUACUAAAGGCUUGAAAUUGAAACUGUUCACAGAAGGCUCUGGACGAUCUCUCGAACCACGUAGACAAUGUUUUUCAAAGGAAAUUCUAUUUGGCGAUAGUUGUCAAGAUGUGACCACUCAACUGGGAGCACCAAAUCGCAUAUUCUUCAAGAGUGAAGAUAAAAUGAAAAUACAUUCCUCCAAUGUCAAUCGUCAAGCUCAAAGCAAGCGCAGUGAUAUAUUCUUUAAUUACUUCACUUUGGGUAUCGAUGUUUUAUUCGAUGCUCGCACCCAAACAUGCAAGAAAUUCAUUUUGCACACCAACUAUCCGGGGCAUUUCAAUUUCAAUAUGUAUCAUAGGUGCGAAUUUCAGUUUCAACUGCAGCCAGAGCGAUCCUUAAACGAUGGCGGUUCUCGUGCUUCCUACGGAGAUACACCCACAAGUCCUGUUACAAUAAAUGCUUAUUCCAAGUGGAAUGAAAUAAGCGCUGCCAUGGUUCCCUCGGAAAGACCUGUCGUUCUUCAUAGAGCUUCAUCUACCAAUACUGCUAAUCCAUUUGGUUCUACUUUUUGUUACGGCUAUCAGGACAUCAUUUUUGAAGUGAUGCCCAACAAUCACAUUGCUUCGGUUACGCUCUAUAGUACGGGUCCCGCCAAACACUCCGAAGACCUGUGGCAACAGCAUAAAAUGCAAGAUAUACGCCUUACUGUUGCGUGAAAAGUUUCUGGUAUAUCAUUAAUUAUAGGUUUAGAGUAAAUAAUCACAAAAAGCACAAGGUUCAUGUAUGUAUUUUGUGUCGACAUAGGAUUGAUUGUUUUCGUAUAAUGAAAACAAACGUCCUACCGCAAACAUGAUGACCAUGUUUAGAAAUGUAAUUAUUAAUAACAUUAAUAUAAAUAAAUAGGAGAAGGAGCAACAAAUAACAACUCCUUUAAAGUCUAAAAUUAAAAUAAUACUAACUUAAAAUAUUUUAUCUUUUCUUUAAGUAUGCUAAAACAAUUUAAACUGAUACCUAUGGAAAUCAAUUAGAGCAAGUAACUCAAUAAAAAAGAGCAUGUACGUUUAGAAAUCAUGUAUCAGUGAUUUAAUAAUUAUAUAUUUAAAAAUAUAUUAUAUUUUUGUCAUUCUUUAAUGUUUUAUUAACAUAUAAAAACCCAUAAAACCAAAAUAAUUUAAUAAAAAAAAUUAAAACUA
This is a messenger RNA of Calliphora vicina (urban bluebottle blowfly), 2214 nucleotides long. RefSeq names its product PHAF1 protein CG7083. The transcript has 3 exons. Gene Ontology annotation, biological process: Golgi to plasma membrane protein transport. The record is from RefSeq and is a predicted model, not a curated record. Bases 421 to 1737 code for a protein of 438 amino acids. NCBI's taxonomy places the organism in Eukaryota, Metazoa, Arthropoda, Insecta, Diptera, Calliphoridae. Gene Ontology annotation, cellular component: trans-Golgi network.